AUACCAAAUAUAGUUGAAAUUUCACAUAAAUUUACAACUUUCCAAUUUCAAUCAUGGCUACACCACAUGAUCAAAAUAAUGGAACAGUUUCAAUUUCAAGGGUUGUGUGUGUGCAUCCAAAGAUUGAACAACCUCAUAGGGUGUUAAGCCUCUCAAAUUUGGAUAGGCAGUGUCCAAGACUUAUGCAAUUGGUGUUCUUCUACAACAACUUGAUGAAGAACGAUUUGUCCCUCAAUUCAGUGUUCAACGGCUUGAAAAUUGGGUUGGAAGAGACCUUGAUUUUGUGGUACCCGGGUGCUGGAAGGUUGAUGAUGAUGAACCCUAAUAAUAAUAAUAAUAAUAAUAAUAAUCAAAGUGAUGGAAAGCUCAAUCUUUGGUGCAAUAAUGAAGGUGCAAUUCUUGUGGAGGCUGAGACCAAAGCUAGAAUCUCAAAACUUGGGGAUCUUUCUCAGUACAAUGAGUUCUUCGAGAAACUUGUUUAUAAGCCUGAUUUUGAUCCCAAUUUCUCAAACAUGCCUUUGAUUGUUGCUCAGGUAACAAAAUUUGGUUGUGGAGGGUAUUCAAUUGGCAUUGGAACAAGCCACUCACUAUUUGAUGGACCAGCAACCUAUGAUUUCUUGUAUGCAUGGGCUUCAAAUUCUGAAAUUAUGAAGGCUAUUACAGCUAAGCCUCUUGAGCUUCCAAAACCAGUGCAUGAGAGGGGAAUACUUCUAAGUAGUGGUAACAAUAAUAAUCACCAAGAACUUUCAAAAGGGUGUAUGAAUUUGCCUUCAAGUUCGAAUUUUUAUGCCCAUGAUGAUCAUAAUCAACCAAUUAGGGCUAUGGCAGUACAACAUUUAUAUCAACUCAUAAUGCAAGCAACUGCAGAAGCUACACUACUUCAAAGUAGAAGUGAUGAACCCUCCGAAAAUAAUUAUCAAAAGAAGUGGGUUCUUAAGACCUAUCAUCUGUCUGCUGCAAUGAUAGAUAACUUGAAAAGGAAGUACUUAUCUUCCAUCAAGAGAGGAUCUCUUCCAUUCUCAACCUUUGAGGUUCUUACAGCUCAUCUCUGGAAGGCAAGGACAAAAGCUUUAGGGCUGAGCAAAGAGAAGGUAGUAUGCCUUCAAUUUGCAGUGGACACAAGGAACAAGAUGGUGCCUCCAUUACCAAAAGGCUUCAGUGGUAAUGCUUAUGUUCUUGCCUCACUUAUGAUGUCUGUGUCACAAUUAUUGGACCAUUCUUCCCAUGAAUUGAUCAUUGAGAAAAUAAGAGAAGCCAAAAAUGCUGUGAACCAUAGCUAUGUCAAAUCAUACAUUGAUGCAUUGGAGUUAGGCUCUAAUAAUUCUCUGCCUCCACUUAAGGAACUAACUCUUGUUAGUGAUUGGACGAGAAUGCCCUUCCAUAACAUUGAGUUCUUUCAUGGAAGAAAAGCAGCUUAUGCUUCUCCACUUGCCACUCCUGUUCCUCAGGUUGCUUAUUUCAUGCAGAGUCCAUUUGAUGUUGGUGGUGUUGACCUCAGGAUUGGCUUUCAAGAUGGAAUAACCCUAAGUGCUUUCACUCAAUGCUUCUUAAUCUAACUAAAAAAGAAGCUUCUAUG
Messenger RNA from Arachis stenosperma, 1576 nucleotides. RefSeq names its product brassinosteroid-related acyltransferase 1. Gene Ontology annotation, molecular function: acyltransferase activity, transferring groups other than amino-acyl groups. NCBI's taxonomy places the organism in Eukaryota, Viridiplantae, Streptophyta, Magnoliopsida, Fabales, Fabaceae. Bases 54 to 1556 code for a protein of 500 amino acids. The record is from RefSeq and is a predicted model, not a curated record. The transcript has 3 exons.